AUGACCACCAACAUGAUUGAAUACACUAUCAGUGGGAAACCCGGCCCUAUCAAAGCAACCCGGAGCAUUGCUCCUAUCCCGAAGCCUGGCGCAAAUGAAGUACUGAUAAAAGUCAUUGCUACGGACUCUAAUCCAAAAGAUUGGAAAGCCUUUCGCAACCAUGAAGAAGGCCGUGGUAUCAACCAAGGCGAUGAUAUCUCGGGUAUUGUCGAGUCAGUCGGAAGCUCAGUCUGGGAAUUCGCUCCUGGGGACCGUGUUGCUGCCUUUCAUCGCAUGUUCCAGCCUCAUGGAUCCUAUGCCCAGUAUGCGAUUGCCCCGGCAUCUACGACUUUCCGGCUCCCUGCAAACACGUCCUUUGAGGCUGGAGCAACUCUGCCUCUAGCGAGCAUGACAGCUGCCCUUGCACUCUACCAGAACCUGAGCCUUCCUCUGCCAUGGAAUCCUGCAAAGACAGAGACUCCCAUUCUUAUCUACGGUGGUGCUUCUGCUGUUGGCGCCUAUGCUCUGAAGUUUGCAAAGUUCAGUGGUUUAUCGCCAAUUAUUACAGUCGCAGGGAAUGGAAUAGACUUUGUGAAGUCCCUCAAUGCGGCGGAUCAUAUCAUCGAUUAUCGAAAUGGGAAUGUGGUGGAAGCUAUCCAAGCAGCUCUCGAGGGGCGGAAAUUGCACCACGCUUUCGAUGCAGUCUCGUACAAUCGCAGCUAUGAGAAUAUUGUAGCAGUGCUCCAGGCGUCAAGAGGUGGUCAAAUCGACAUGGUCGACCCUCCUAGUGAUGAUUCUGCAAUCCCUAAUCGUGAUUCUUGGAAUUGGCCGGAGGGGAUCAAGUUCACAAGGACUUUUGUCUCUAGCGCAUACGGUACUCCCCACAAGUAUCGAGAUGAAACUCAAGCAGCAGAGGAUCACGAGUUUGCCUAUGUCUUUUACCGGUAUAUUAGUCGCCUCCUGGCCGAGGAGAAGCUCAAGCCCCAUCCGUUCGAAGUUCUACCUAAGGGUCUUGAGAGUGUGGCCGAAGGAAUUCAAUUGCUAUAUGAUCGAAAGGUCUCAGCUCAGAAGCUGGUUUACCGAAUCGCAGAUACGCCCAACCUAGUCUAA
Molecule: messenger RNA, 1089 nt
Organism: Talaromyces stipitatus ATCC 10500
Lineage: Eukaryota; Fungi; Ascomycota; Eurotiomycetes; Eurotiales; Trichocomaceae
Product: zinc binding dehydrogenase, putative
Exons: 4
Coding region: 1-1089 (362 amino acids)
Molecular function (GO): oxidoreductase activity, acting on NAD(P)H
Source: RefSeq, a predicted model, not a curated record